Molecule: messenger RNA, 830 nt
Organism: Amyelois transitella
Lineage: Eukaryota; Metazoa; Arthropoda; Insecta; Lepidoptera; Pyralidae
Gene: Sumo
Product: small ubiquitin-related modifier 3
Exons: 3
Coding region: 153-431 (92 amino acids)
Biological process (GO): protein sumoylation
Cellular component (GO): nucleus
Molecular function (GO): protein tag activity; ubiquitin-like protein ligase binding
Source: RefSeq, a predicted model, not a curated record
UGCGCUCUUUCCUCCAAGCCCCAACCGGACGCCAUUACCACGCCAGCGGAUAACGAAUGUGUCAGUAGUGCGUCUUUUGAGAAAAUAUCUCCAAACUCUACUACGAGUUCGCUUAUUUGUGUUGUUAGUUUACAAAAUACAAUUAUCUUAAAAUGUCUGACGAGAAAAAGGGAGAAAGUGAACAUAUCAACUUGAAAGUAUUAGGACAAGACAAUGCAAUUGUUCAAUUCAAAAUCAAAAAACACACACCACUCAGGAAACUAAUGAACGCCUACUGUGAUAGAGCAGGUCUAUCAAUGCAAGUGGUCCGGUUCAGGUUUGACGGGCAGCCCAUCAAUGAGAAUGACACACCAACAUCCCUGGAAAUGGAAGAGGGUGACACAAUAGAGGUGUAUCAACAACAGACGGGGGGAGUGCAUCAUCUAGUGUAAAUUAACCUUAAGGAACUGUCUAUCCCAUGGGAAUCGCUGUGGUGUGCCCAUCUCAAAACUUAACAUUAAGUUAAUUAUUUGUAAUAAAACAUUUGUAUCUUGAACGCAAGAGCGAAAAUUUAAUUCGGUUCACACAAAAUUUUCAGAUGUUUUGUGUUUGCUGAAAUUCGGUCUUCAGAAUUUUUGAGGAAAACCAAAUGUUUAGGUAACUUCAACAUAUUCCAUUGUGAUAAUUUUAGUUGACGUGUCUACAGUAUCAGCUGGAUUUUUGUAAAGCUGAGACUUAGGCAUUUUCAUGGAUUCUGUGUAACUAUAAUUUAUUGGACUUGUGUCCAUUACAAUUAUCAGGUCUAACAACUGAUGUUACAUAUAUCAGGAAUAAAGUAAAUGUAAUAUGUA